Messenger RNA from Raphanus sativus (radish), 1317 nucleotides. RefSeq names its product putative F-box/kelch-repeat protein At1g13200. The record is from RefSeq and is a predicted model, not a curated record. The transcript has a single exon. The coding region runs from base 1 to 1317 and encodes 438 amino acids. Gene Ontology annotation, molecular function: protein binding. NCBI's taxonomy places the organism in Eukaryota, Viridiplantae, Streptophyta, Magnoliopsida, Brassicales, Brassicaceae.
AUGGAGACGGCAGAGAAGCGAGUAGCGAUUGCAUCAUCAUUAUCAUCUCAGAGAAAGAGAAAGAGAAGAAAAAUCCGAAGAAUAAUAAGAAAAAGAAGAAGAAGAAACGAGAAGCUAGUGACUGCUCCAUUAUCACUACCAAACGAUGUCGUCGAGGAGAUCUUCUUGCGGCUUCCAGUGAAAGCCAUAAUUCGACUCAAGUCGCUCUCAAAACAAUGGAGAGUGACGAUAGAGUCUCUCUCUUUCGCAGAGAGACACUUGAAGAUCGCCGAGCAAUACUGCGUGGUUCAUCCCAAGGUUAUGGUCAUCACCGUAGAAGAUUGCGAAAAGUGGACUCUUCGCCCAGACACAGACAUUGGUUUUAGAACAUUCUGCUUAGAAUCGGGUUCUACUCUAUCUUUUAGUCUUAUCAAUUUCCCUCAAGGAUUCUUUAACUCUACCUACGUUUCAGAAAACUGUGAUGGCCUUUUCUGCAUUCAUUCCCCACAAUCUCACUCUGUAUAUGUAGUUAACCCGGCUACACGGUGGCUUCGACAACUUCCUCCCUCUAGGUUUCAGAUUUCGAUUCACAAGUUUUACCCGACUCCAGAAGAUUGGAGAUUAAUGGAUUCAGUCUUUCAUCUAGCAUUUGUCAAGGCUGCUGCUUCUGGUUAUAAAUUAGUUUGGUUGUAUAAUUGUGAAAACUACAACGCUGAUGCUUCGUUUCCGAACGAGGGAGUUACCAAGUGCGAGAUUUUUGACUUUAGGGCAAACACUUGGAGAUACUUGUCUUGCACUCCAAGUUAUCGUAUAUUUUAUGAUCAAAAGCCCGCCUAUUCAGAUGGGUCGGUGUACUGGUUCACGGAACCAUAUAACGCUAGAAUCCAAGUGGUAGCUUUUGAUAUCCAGACAGAAACAUUCAGGUUGCUGCCGAAUAUCAUUCCUGCCAUUGCUGGUUCAGAUCCUAACCAUAUAGACAUGUGCAGUCUGGAUAACCGUUUGUGUAUGUCGAUGAGGGAUCACGUUACCAUGAUCCAAGAGAUUUGGAGGUUAAAACCAUCAGAAGACACUUGGGAGAAGAUUUUUUCCAUAGAUCUCAUUUCCUGCCCUUCUCCUCAGACUGAGAUCCGCGAUAUGUUUGAAUGGAGCAAUAAGGAUAUGGUUGAGCCAUCCACACCUGUGGCAGUAUGCAAGAACAAGAAGAUCCUGCUUUCACAUCGCUGUUCCCGCGGUCUGGUAAAAUACGACCCCCUAACAAAGUCUCUAGACUUUUUUUACCGGAAUUAUAGGGCUUGGAGAAAAGUUACUUAUUUUCAAAGUUUGAUCUCUCAUAUCUAA